ACCCCUUCUCCUCCCCCGACGGCUACACCUCGUCGCACAAAGUCUCGCGUGAUUUGAGCGUAGCGCUGGAGCAUCGUGAGCUAAUUGUGUCAGCCGAUCGUUAGAAACCGUUAAAUCUCGAUGCCUCUAAAAACAAACAUUUAGCACAGUUGACAAAUACACAGAAGCAUUCCCAGAUGCAUCUAAUGGGGAAUUACACAGUAAUCCGAACACCUGGCCUCUUCUAAAGGCGCAGUGCGUCCGUAACUGUUGCUAACUGUUGGUAACCGUGCCGCUGCUAACUAAGCUAGCUAGCUAACAUCCGUUUACACUCGGUCCGACUACGUACAGUAAAACCAGGAAGGAGGGACCAGACGAUCAGGCAGUUUGGCCACAAAGGUUGCUCUACUUCAAACAAACUGCAAAUAUUUAUUCAUAAGAAACGAACCUCGUACGGCCUUGUGAAAACGGGGGAAAGGAAAAGAAUAUUUAUAGUGGCAUAAGUGCUAAGAUGUCAAAGGCUCCAGAUUCUCCAGCUCGGUCCCGCUCCAGAUCACGGUCCAGAUCCAGAUCUUACUCCAGAUCUCACUCUAGAAGCCACUCCCGCUCAAGAUCCCGAAAACGUCGCUAUAGUUCUAGGUCUCGUUCCCGCUCUCGCUCUCACUCUCCAUCCUACAGAAACUAUCCUACCAGGGACUAUCAGAACAACAGAGGUGGCUUCAGAGGCUACAACCGUGGAUACCGGAGGCCCUACUACUACCGUGGCAGAAACCGAGGCUAUUACCAACGUGGUCAUUACCAGAACAGGGGAGGAGGAGGCGGCGGCGGCGGCUAUGGCUAUAAGGCCAAUUGGCAGGGUGGCGGUGGAGGCUGGCACGAUCGCCACCAUGACCAGGACCACCACCCACAUAGCCCCAGGAGGGGGCGCUCACGCUCCCGCACACCUAGGAAGCGCUCAGGCAGCCGGAGCCGAUCCCGCCUCUCUGACCGCUCGUCUUCAGGGAGAUCUCGACGCUCCAGGCACUCAAGCUACUCCUCGCGGUCCCGGUCCUCAUCACCACAUCAUCGCAGCAACAAGGGCAAGCCUGUCUCCAAGGAUGCUAAGGACAAGCUAGCAGAAAGUCAAGCAGAGAAAUCGGGUCAGGCAGCAGACGGCAGCGACAUCGAGAAGGCAUCUGGAGGUAAAUGGAUUGACUAUGACACCAGCCCUAAACGAACCAGCCCAGAGAUUAAGAAAGAGGAUGCUUCCACUGGUUCUGAGGGUAAAGGGCCCGGGAGUGGCGGCCCUCUGUGGAAAACCAUCGGCAGCGUGUCGUCCCCUCCAGCAAAGAGCCCCACAAAGUCAGGACAAACCGCCUCCUUCAGUGGCUUUGGGUUCUUCUCAAAAGAAGAUGCAAAGCUGCCACCUGAAGAUAAGACUGUGAUCUCUGCUGCCUUCAAAAAGUUCUUGGCUGAGAGUAAAAUCAAAAAGCAGGCUGCGGAAAAGGAGAACGGUCGCGAUAAGGAGCAGAGCGCCACAGCCAGAGAACUAGAGAAAGGAAGCAAGUCUGGAGAACUUUUCAACAUCUCGUCCACUUCUUUCAGCGACUCCAAGGAAGACAAGACCAUGCCUUUCUUUGAUGCUGGAGAAGAGGAGUUCCUCAAGUCUCACGGGCUGAAAGAGAGGGCUAUUGAGGAGGAUGGCGAGAUCAAAACCACCCUCACAGCUCGGGACAUUUUCGGGAAAUGGGGGGAUGAGCCAAGCUAUUCAACAUCCUACCUGUCAGUUAAGGAGAAAAGCCGGAGAGAUGCAGAAGAGGCAGAACCCAUAGAUCACAUGAAUGAGGAGUUGUACCGAAGCCGCAAGCACAGCUCCAAGAAAGAGGAGAAGGCCAAGAAGAAGGAGAAGAAAGAAAAGGAGAAGUCCAGAAGGAGUCCCUCCUCUCCGCCGCUGUUCCCUGGAGCUUUCCCAUCUCGUGAGGAGUCACCUGUACGACACAUGUCUGCAUCAAGGGAGGACUUUGAACUCAAAAUCGGUUCUUUAGAAGACAUGCCCAGCUCUUCCCUGUCUAAAGAUCGCCUCAUGCCCCGAGAUCUGGUCAAUCCUACUAAGAAAGAUCCAGAGUUUCGUUCCAUUUUCCAGCACAUUCAGACAGCGCAGCUCCGUCGCAGCCCCUCUGAGCUGUUUGCUCAGCACAUAGUCUCAAUUGUGCAUUACAUCAAAGCUCAACACUUCCAAUCCUCAGACAUGACUUUAAGUGAGCGGUUUGCCAUGUACCAAAGAAAAGCUGCAGAGAUAGAAAUGAUGAAGCCAAGGAAGAGCCCAGAAAUCCACAGGAGAAUCGAUGUUUCCCCCAGUGCCUUUAAGAGGCACUCUCACCUGUUUGAGGAUAUGGAGGAAACGAGCUACAAGGAUCCAAGCCAAAAGUUCAAAGGCGACGUGAUGGACCUUCGCCUGGAUAUUGAAAGGCGUAAGAGGUUUCCUGGGAAGGAGCACGUCUACAAGCGGGAAGGGGGCAGGAGCCCAGGAGGCUCCCGAGGACCAAGCAGAGAGAAGUCCUCUGAGAAAUCUGGGAAACACCACAAGAAAUCCAAGAAGGGUAAGAAAAAGCGGGAUCGCUCUCCAUCCUCCUCUUCCUCUUCAUCCUCUCCAUCCCCUUAUCCUCCACCUUUCAGAGGUAAGGAGUACAUGGGAGAGGGGAUGGAGCACUCGGAGGAGGGCUAUAGUCACCCACGAUAUCCUCCACGGGACUACAGUGGGCCCGCAGACAGAGGCCCUCGAGAUUACGAGGGCCACAACACAGAAAGAGGCCGAGGCCGCGGAUUUUUCCCCAGAGUCAGAGGGAGAGGUUGGAACAGGGGAAAUUAUCCUGGCAACAACAGCAAUGGAAAUCCUGCCAAUAUGAAUCCUCCAGUCCGCCCUCCAGACGAGGAGUGGGACCCUGAAUACACUCCCAAGAGCAGGAAGUAUUACCUGGCCCAUCAACCCACUCAACGUAAUUUUCUGCCAAAGUUGAACCAGCAUGACGAUCGUGAUGGCGAGAAAACCUGGAUAGACAACCGCGGAAGAGGCCGGGGCUCCUUCCCGGCCCGCCGGGGACGCUUCGUCUACCGUAAAGGAGGCAGCAGCCCGAAGUGGACCCACGACAUGUUCCAGGGAGGAGAAGAGGGGGAGCUUGGAGACGACAACAUUGAAGUAGACCGUAAAGACACCAAGAAUGCUGGAGACGUCGCAGCCCCGAAGCAGUAGACCACUUACUCCAUCAUCAUCUACAUAUUCUCGGGCGGUUACAGCGAGGAUGAAGGGGUUCUUCUUUAUUUUCCCCUCCAUGUCAUCCCAUCAUUUAAUGGUUAAAAUGUGUUCAGUGAGUUUGAGCCUUCUCACUAUUAAAGUGAAGAAAGAACUGUAACUGACUUGAAUGAAGAGCAGCACUCUGUUACUUUAGUAUGUGAGGUUAGCUUCAUUUCAGAGUGUUUUUUUUUUUUUAAUGUGAUGGUGAGUUUCGUUUUUGGUCGACUUAAUUGUAUCUUUUUAAAGGAGACAUUACUGAGACAAUAGAGUUCAAAUAUUAAUAUUCUCUGAAAGCAUGAGAAAAUCAUUUGUGCCUUAGAAAAUAAUAAUACAGUAAUAUGUAAUCUGUUUGAGGGUACAGCCUCGGCUAGGAGAGGCACAACUCUGUACCUGUUUGUCAGUGUAGGAAGGCAUUAGACGAUGUCCAUGUCAUUGUUUUUUGUUCUUUGUAUUGGGGCUGUGAUAAAUAUUUGAUGUUACUGCAUGAAACGUUUGAUUCAUACCUCGCUCCACGGGACCAAUCAGAAGUGGGCUCAGGGCUCAUGAUCGUCAAGUUAUCAAACAUGAAAGUUACUAUCUGUUGAAUCCCUGAACGACUGGUGUUUGUCACUUAUAUUAUGCCAGCUUUUUCAUAUAGUGCCACUUCACCUGUAGGCAGUGAAGACAUUUUUAUGUGUGUGUGCUACAGUAUAUUCUCAUUGAUUGUGGGUGUUUUCAGUUAAAAACAAGUGUAAAUUGUAAAGAAUUGGCACCAAAAAUCCCCUGAUUUGCUUUAGACUGAACAAACGUAGGUUUUUCUGCCUCUGUCAUAUAAAUUUAGGUAAGUGGCUACCUUUUGUUUAGAUUUUUUUAUUUUAAAAAAUGGAUAGUUAUUACAAAAGACUAAUACAUGUAUAGAAUUAUACGACCUAAAUUAUUGUGAUCUUAACAUCUGGGGGAGGGAAAAAUAAAAACUGAAUAUAGUUCUUUUUUAAUACAACAGUUACAGUAAUAUUCUCGCAAACAAAAAAAAGACCUGCAGUUUAACUUCUGUCGGAGAACACGAACAUGAAAAAGUGAAGAGAAACCCUAAAAUUUGUGACAAAACAUUUUGUCAAAGGCAAAGAUGAAAGUGUAUAUUUUUAGGAGGAGUUGACACAAACUAGAAUAACUAGUUUUGUGUAUCUCACUGUGCUGCUUCGUCCCACUUUUGACUGUACACACUGCAUGUACUAAACUGUAGGACUGUAUUUUUCUUUUGUGUUUAAUCUGAAGCUGAAAACUUUUUUACUGUUCUCAAGAGCUUUGAAGUAACUGUCUUUUAAUUUUCAAUAGAUUUGUUUUCUUUGAUUCAGGGCAAUUUUGUGAGUGAUUGUUUUUUUUUUUGAGAUCUACAAAUAAACAGACUGUAGAAAUGUUA
This is a messenger RNA of Siniperca chuatsi (mandarin fish), 4649 nucleotides long. RefSeq names its product thyroid hormone receptor associated protein 3b (gene thrap3b). Gene Ontology annotation, molecular function: DNA binding; transcription coregulator activity. The record is from RefSeq and is a predicted model, not a curated record. The transcript is spliced from 12 exons. Bases 491 to 3208 code for a protein of 905 amino acids. Lineage: Eukaryota; Metazoa; Chordata; Actinopteri; Centrarchiformes; Sinipercidae. Gene Ontology annotation, cellular component: mediator complex. Gene Ontology annotation, biological process: positive regulation of transcription by RNA polymerase II.